GAUUAAAACAAAAUGAGGAAGAACCUAACAGUGUCCGGCGCCGUCGUGAUCUUGGCCGCCGUCAUGGGCUCGGGCUCGGCCUCGGCCGCAUCACUCGUGACGUACAUUUUCGGGGACUCGUUGACGGAAGUGGGCAACAAUAAUCACUUGCAGUAUUCGCUAGCGAGAUCGGAUUAUCAAUGGUACGGUGUCGAUUUUCCCGGCGGUAAGGCCACCGGCAGAUUCACCAACGGCAGGACCAUCGGUGAUAUCAUAUCUGAGAAGCUUGGGAUUCCAUCGCCGCCGCCUUAUCUGUCGCUGUCACAAAACGACGACGCAUCGUUUCUCAGCGGAAUUAACUACGCCUCCGGAGGAGCUGGAAUUCUCAACGAGACCGGCCUUUAUUUCAUACAAAGAAUGACAUUUGACGAUCAGAUAAAUUAUUUUAAAAAGACGAAAGAAAUAAUUAGAUCCAAAAUCGGAGAUACCGCAGCCAACAAGCAUGUUAAUGAUGCCAUGUUCUUCAUCGGCAUUGGAAGCAAUGAUUAUGUGAACAAUUUCUUGCAGCCAUUCAUGGCAGAUGGGCAGCAAUACACACACGAUGAUUUCGUAGAACUUCUUGUUUCAACCCUAAAUACUCAGCUCACGAAACUGUACCGAUUGGGAGCGAGGAAGUUGGUAUUCCACGGUUUAGGCCCAUUGGGCUGCAUCCCUUCACAGAGAGUCAAAUCCAAGAAGGGCACGUGCCUCACACGUGUAAACGAGUGGGUCCUACAAUUCAACUCGAGAUCUCAGAAGCUUCUAGAAGAACUCAACAAACAUCUCCCCGGAGCUAAAUUCGUGUUCGCCGACACUUACCCCGCCGUUCUCGACCUCAUCGACCAUCCCAUCCGUUACGGGUUUAAGAUAUCGGACAAGUCGUGCUGCAACGUGGACACAAGCAUUGGAGGGUUAUGUCUUCCGAGUUCAAAGCUUUGUGGUAAUCGAAAAGACUAUGUAUUUUGGGACGCAUUUCAUCCGUCGGAUGCGGCCAAUCAAAUCCUAGCCGAUAAACUCUUCUCCGCCCUUCUCUCUUCUCCAUCUCCAUCUCCAUCUCCAUCCCCAAAUCCCCAUUAAAAGAAUUGUAUCUCCAAGUAAUAAUAUCUCUUAUGAGCUUUGUUCUC
This is a messenger RNA of Tarenaya hassleriana, 1142 nucleotides long. RefSeq names its product GDSL esterase/lipase At5g37690. NCBI's taxonomy places the organism in Eukaryota, Viridiplantae, Streptophyta, Magnoliopsida, Brassicales, Cleomaceae. Gene Ontology annotation, molecular function: hydrolase activity, acting on ester bonds. Bases 13 to 1095 code for a protein of 360 amino acids. The transcript is spliced from 6 exons. The record is from RefSeq and is a predicted model, not a curated record.